UUAAACUUGUUCGAAGGUCUAUGUUACUGCUCUGAUGAUUUGGUGUUGAACUCUGCCGGUUAUCGCUUUCUUAUGUGCUUAUGGGUGCCUUCCUGGAAAAACCCAAAACAGAAAAAGUAGUUAACGUGGGAGAAGGAAACGGACUUCGGUAUGCCAUUUCAAGCAUGCAAGGAUGGCGAUUAGAAAUGGAAGAUGCCCAUGUAGCUAAGUCCGAGCUCCCCAGUCCUUUCCAAUACUGGUCGUAUUUCGGCGUAUUUGAUGGCCAUGCAGGAUCUCGCGUUUCAGAGCUUUGUGCAGCCAAGUUGCUAGAUGCUAUUCUUAACACAGAAGAAUUUCAGAAGCUUAGCUUUGAUAAAGAGCUUGAUACAUCUUUGGUCAAGAAAGGCAUCAUUAACGGGUUUUUAUCAUUCGACCGAGACUUAGCAUCUGAUGAUUCCGAUGAAAAAUCUGGCUCUACAGCAGUAAUUGCCUUUGUCACACCAACCCAUAUAAUUAUGGCGAAUUGUGGCGAUUCGAGAGCAAUACUUAUUCGCGACAACAAAACCUUCCUAGCGACCCAAGACCACAAACCAUAUAAUCCCAUAGAAAGUCGACGAAUUUCUGAAGCUGGCGGCAAAGUCAUGUUGUCUCGUGUUAAUGGAUCCCUGGCUGUCUCCAGAUCUCUGGGUGACUUCGAAUACAAACAAGUGCUUAAUCGCGGAGCGACAGAGCAGCUUGUUUCUCCUGAACCAGAUAUAUUCAUUGUUGAACGCAGAAAAGAAUUCGAUCAAGUUCUUCUUCUUGCUUGUGAUGGAAUUUGGGACGUGUUUGAAAACGACACUCUCACUACAUACGUCCUUCAUCGGUUGUGUUGCUUACCAUCUUUGGCAGAUGUUUGUUCAGAAAUUCUCGACACUAGUUUGCACAAGGGUAGUCGUGAUAAUAUGAGUGUCCUCCUGGUAGCGCUAGAUGCCGCUCCAACUGUGAAUCCAGAGGCAGUUUGUAAAGAAAUGGAAUUAGAUACUUCCUUAAACAAUAUGAUUGUUGAUAUAAUUAAUUCAGCCGGCGAAGAUGCUAACUUUUUGAAUGUGGAUUAUGUCGCCAGUGCAGUUAAAAGUAUGAAUCUUCCCAAUUAUCCUCCGGGUGGCUUCAACACCAAACGCGCUUAUGUAGAGAACUUUUUCAAUACUCAUUUCCGACAGAAUAAGUUGUUAUAUAGUUUACACUAUUUCACCAUAGUUUUCUCAACUCAGCGUACUAUUUGUGUCUAUAGUUUUACAAAUAUAUUUGGAAAAUAUAGGGAAUUAAUCACUGUCUAUAAUUGAUAAAGUAAAAAAAGGUUCAUUCUUUAUAUAACUACUGACAUAAUCUUUUUGUAACAAGUAAUCGUUUAAACCAAUUCCAGUUAGCUUGUGUUAGUAUCUAACUUAUGUCUUUAAAUAUUCAAACUUGAUUGACUCAACGUUUUUUUAACUGGUUAUUUACAAUAAUAUAAAUUUCAAUGUUUAUGUAAUACCAAAGUUUUGGAUAGAUAAAGCAGAACUUAAAUGCUUUUUGGUUGUGCUCUGUAACGGUAAAUUCAGUAUUUUAUAAAAUAGCUUACCCCAACAGUGUUUACUUUUUUGGACAGGUUGUGAACUAACUAAACCUAGAAAUUUUUUAUUGAUUGUUUCAAUUAUUUAUGUGCUGUUUGUUGUUUAAGAUCUCAAAGUCAUGAGUUUGUAGCGAAAUCUAGUUUAUUAUUGUGCAAUGUUGAAUAUUUUAUCACGUAUUAGUAGGGUUUUACACACUGAUGUUUACAUCACUUUCAGUAUUUUCACACAAAUUUCCAUUACUCGAUUUAUUGUUAUGUACAUCGCUCGUUAAUUUAGACAUAGAGUUUUAGGAACUUGACUUCUAAUGAAAAGCUGCUCGCUGUAACCAAUGUAUUUUAAAUAGAUAGUAUUUUUUACUAUCCUACAACAAAUCGUACCUCCACCUGUUGUACGAACUUGUGUGUAAGUACUAAUUUCAGUGUGUGGGAAUACGCUUUGAUGGAUAGUUUUGGACCACUCAUAUUUAUUAAUAUUCAUUAGAGAACUUUGUUUUUGUACAUUCAUAGUGACUAAUAUCGUGAAUGUUUUGUCUUCUGUUUUUAUGCCAAGUCGACUAUUAAGAUCACUAAUCCAAAUUUAUUUACCGACUACAGCUUUUUGUUUGUUUUUUUUAUUCCUCUAUUUCAACAUUUAAUAAGUAGUAUUUUUCAUGAAUGUGUUACAAAUUUAUAGAUGUUAUUUUGUAUGAUUGUACAAAUGUUUGCGAUUGUCGUCGGAGAACUAUCAUCAGUAAAUUUCCUUUAGAUCAAAAACAUUUACAUUUCUAAUUGAUUGUUAGAUGAUAUAAAGGUUUUAUUAUGGAUGGCGUAUAUAAUCUCGCUGUCCUAUAAUAAUCUUUUCAGUGAUUAAGUCAAAGUAGUAAACAUUUUUGGCAAAUGGUAAGUCUUUCAUUGCAACCUUCUCCACAUUAAACAUGGUCAUUUAUCAAACACCUACUUCAUAUUAUGUUUUCAUCUUACUGACUGUAGACCCAUUCCGCCGCUUAUUAAAUCAUUAGUAAUGUUUGCUUCAUAGGGCACCCCGAAUAAUAAUGAUAAGACGCAUAAAAGAAUUCCCACUUCCUCAUGUCUCAUAGUAGAUUAUUUUCAGUAUAUAUUUAUAGAAGUGUUUUGCCCACUUUCUUUCUUGAUUAUUUUCAGGGUGUUCGCAAAAACGCAACUGGAUGCUCAAAGUUAACAAAAAUUCCACUUUUAACCCUCAAAAUUAACGCCAAAUGAUCACUCAUAUCUUAAUUCAUGUCUCAUGCCAUUCUGGAUACUCUUUUAGCAUCAUUUCUUUACAAACUUAUUAUACACUUAAAUUUUCACCUGUAAUUUGCUCCAUAAUGGUAUGUGUAUGUAUUUCUAUUUAGAGACCAUCCAUAUACAGUCGGUAUGUAUUCGCUUCUUCACUCCUUAAUUUGUACGGAUUUGUCUUUCUGUCUUGUCUUAGAUAUUCUGUUCCAAGCAGUGUAUAAUAUACUGUAGUUCACAUAUUCACUCUCAUGUGGAGUAUUCACUUCAUGCUAUAGAAUACUGGGUGCGCUUAAGUUUCAGUCAUAAUAAUUCCCAUCCCCUUUUACGGACAAUUGGUUCAUUAUGUUGACUCGUAACUUCGUCUUAUAGUAGUCCAAAUACUAUAAACUCUUCUACUUGUACUACCAAAUAAAGGGAAUACAUAUUUGAGUCUCUUCCCUUGUGGUUCACAAACCAGUCAACAAGGAUAAUCUGCAGAAGAGUUAAUAGAUGAUACUUACACAUCCGUAUCGUCGCUAGAUAUAAUAUCAUCCUGUAUAAGAAGUAAAUUAUCUUCUGACUUAUGCAUGUAUUUUCUGACAAGCGAUGUUAAAUUAAUUGUUUUAGAGCGAAUUCCAAGAGCGUCAAUGUCUUUAUCGUAAUUCAGAUCACGCAAUAUAUAGAUUUACAAGCUUCGUAUGUCAAAUAAAAAAAGGUUUCAAUGGAAAAGACUGGAGGAAUUGUAUAAACUAUAAAUAACUCCAAAUCCCUUUUUUAGUGGUGUCGAAAUUUAGGUUGUUAUUUUAUGUUGUAUUAGUUGGAUGAAAAAACGGGGUUUUACCUUACACUAUUGAAGAAGUGUAAUGGGCUGAUCAAAAACAACUUAUGGAAUGCCCACGUAUUCAUCACAUUCAAUUUUUUUAUCAUCAUUUAAAGGACUUAAGUACGUAGCACUUGAAAGGUUGUAUUAAGUGUUGCUUGUCCAGUUUUCCAAUGUUUCAACUUCAGCACCGAAUGAUGAUUCUAAGCUAAAUCAGCUUCUGUUUUUGUUCUAACGUCGUCGAUUGACCUGAACUUUUAAUGACAUGGUUAGCCUGGUUCUCUGUAGUUCUGCCCGGUGAAACACUUGACCUGUCUAUGUCCGUCAAGACGGGAGCUGUUCAAAGCAAAUGUUUUUUGUCCAGUCUGUGUCCAAUGAGUUUCCAUCAUUCUAAACUGGGUUGUAACUUUUCAUUUCCACAGCUACUUGGAUGGUACUUUUAGUUUCUUAAACUGUCUGGAAAUCCCAUAUACCUAAUUGAGCUGUACCUCUAGUAGUUAGAAGGAACGUCGGGCUGGUGGCUUUCGAAGAAUGUCGACUACCGCCAUGAAAUUUCAAAACUCCAGAAUAUAGAUCUUGGUUUAAAUAUCUUUCUGGCUGGAAUAAUUUAACUACUUCCGCUUUUGUGAGGUUGAGCUGCUUAACCAUUCCCAAUUGUACUUUGCCAAGGCUUAAGAUCAGUACUAACCCUAGAAGGGCUCCAGGUGGAAUUACAACUGAGUUUGCGUAGGCAC
This is a messenger RNA of Schistosoma bovis, 4342 nucleotides long. NCBI's taxonomy places the organism in Eukaryota, Metazoa, Platyhelminthes, Trematoda, Strigeidida, Schistosomatidae. The record is from the annotation of a GenBank genome assembly.